Ornithodoros turicata is the source of this 789-nucleotide messenger RNA. Its product is annotated as THAP domain-containing protein 2-like. The record is from RefSeq and is a predicted model, not a curated record. The coding region runs from base 1 to 789 and encodes 262 amino acids. Lineage: Eukaryota; Metazoa; Arthropoda; Arachnida; Ixodida; Argasidae. The transcript is spliced from 2 exons.
AUGCAUCGCAAAAAGUGGGCCCCAUCUAAAUCUUCGGUGCUCUGCAGCAGACAUUUUGAGGAGGCCUGUUUCGAUCGUACAGGGCAAACUGCGCGACUCAAGAGAGAUGCUGUGCCUACAAAGUUUGGCUUUUCACAGCACCUCCUGAAAAGGGUACAGCCAAGAAAACCACCUCCAACAAGACAUAGCAUAGAGGUAGAGCAGGACGUCAACCAUGAGAUUUCACAGCCAGGACCAUCGUGGGCUGCAGGUCCAGGGGUCUUGUCACCUCAGCCAGUCCGAUCCUCACAUAACCUUGCUGCUGACCACACAUACACAGUGCAAGACAGUCCACGGACCUUAAAAAGGAAGAUAGACAUCACAGUUGAAGCACUGGACAACGUGAAGAAGAAGUUGCAACGCUCAGAAGAAAAUGCCCGAAGACUGAAGAAAAAGGUACUCACUGCGGACAGUGUUAUAGAAGAUCUCGAGAAGAAAUCUCUCGUAUCAAGUCAAUGCACUGACAUGCUUCGUGGCACCUUGUCUGAUGUGCAGCUAGAUUUAGUACAGCGCACCCUACAGAACAAAGCUGGAAAAGUAAGCAGAGAGCAGUAUCCACAGUCACUGCGUAGCUUUGCGCUCACUCUCCAGUUUUAUUCAACAAAGGCAUACGAGUACGUCAGGAAGACAUUUAACCUUUCGCUUCCACACCAGGCGACACUUAGGUCGUGGUACAGCUCUAUACACGGCGAACCAGGUUUCACACAGGAAGCCUUUGAUGCACUCAAGGUUCUAGGUCCACAUCUCUGA